Molecule: messenger RNA, 2208 nt
Organism: Leishmania braziliensis MHOM/BR/75/M2904
Lineage: Eukaryota; Euglenozoa; Kinetoplastea; Trypanosomatida; Trypanosomatidae
Exons: 1
Coding region: 1-2208 (735 amino acids)
Molecular function (GO): protein binding
Source: RefSeq, a predicted model, not a curated record
AUGCCCUCUCGCGUGACGAUCCGCUGCUUGGCGGCGUACACCAACGACGCCGAGGAGUCCGGUGGCGGACUUGUGCCUCUUUUUGUUGGUCGUGAGGACGGCACAGUGGAGCGGUAUGACGCCAUACAGGAUGCCGAGCUCGGGAUUCCGACUGUGUCUUUCUAUGCGCAUCGCAAUGCGGUCACGGCUAUCGUAGCUCUCUCGCCCGCUGAGCUGUACACGUGCUCCUUAGACGGCACCGUGAAACAGUGGAUGCUGGAGGAGGUCGAGGGUGCCUUGUCAUUGCCGUCCACCGGUGGGCUUAGGGUGCGGGCGGUACUUGUGAAGAGCAGCACUUUCCCCUUUGCAGUAUGUACCAUGGUCCAGGAUGGCAACGACGGGGUUGCAGCCGGCCAACAGCGGCUUUUCCUUGGUGGUGUGAACGGCUCUCUCACGUUGAUGGAUGGCGAUCGCCGCUCUACCUGGCCAGCGCACAACGGCGGCGCCCUCACGACGAUCGCAGUCGAUUGGAAUAACAGCGGCUCCGUCAUCACUGGCGGCACGGACGGACUCAUCUACGUAUGGGAUAUGGAGUUUGGUCGUCCAGUCUGUGAGCUGCGUGGGCACACAGGCGCUAUCACUUCACUCUUUGUCGUACCGGUUCCGUCCAGCAUCCCGGUGGUACGUUCAAAGCGCGCCCCUGCCGAUCCCGCCUUGUUCGGCUCCUCCACCGCGCUACCGCCGGCAUCGGAAACGAAGGAUGUGCUCGUCUACGCGGACGCGGACGAGGACGGCGGCAGUGCGUGUUGCCUCGUGUCGUGCUCCGAGGAUUCUACACUGAAGGUGUGGCUGCUGCCGGAUCUGCAGGAGGCCGCCGCGGAGGCGGACUUGAUGGAACGAGAGCAGCAGCAGCAGCAGCGUCACAACUCAGAGGAUGGCGCCAGUCCACAGCGUCGCAGCGUCUGCAUUAGCUUUCAAGACAUAGAGCCGGCUAAGUUGGUAGCCGAGGAAGUGUCGGAGGAAACAGUGGGAAUAGCGCCCGCUUCCGGGAGCAGCACCGAUGGUGCCGCUGUUAUCGCAGCCGCCACGAAUGCCUCAGGGGAAGAUGUCGCUACAGAUGCCUCCACCUCGCCGACGGCCACAACCAGAGAGCCAGAAUCUCAGGUCUACAACGCCAAGUUGCAUUUCCUUCAGCAGCAGGCUGCGGGGACGGCAUGGAAGUCUGCCCUGAAGGCGCCGGAGCGGCGCACCGUCCCAUUCCAUAGCGCCCUCGGCACGGUGGAGUUGCCGCACCGGCCUUUCUCGUGCUCAGGUGCGUCACCUGGCAUGAGUGACGGUAGAGGUAGCGCGUCAUCGCUGGCCUUCAUUGGCGCGGCGCAGGGCUACGUGUACGGCCUCAAGGACCGCCUGCUCGUGAAAGAGGUGUGCCAGCACACGGCACACAACUUUCAGAAGGUCCAGAAGGCAGUACGCAGUGUGCAGCGGACGCUGAAGGACGGGGUGAAGGUGUACACCAGGGCAGCCGCGGCCGCGAUGAAGGCGAUGGAGGCGAAGGAGCUGAAAGCGGCAGCGAAGGCGUGUAAAGUUCAACGAGCAAAGGAGAGGGCUGCCAAGAAAAAGGAGGUCGAGGAACGCCGUGCGGCCCGACGCGCCGCUGCGGCUGCCGCGGCUGAGGACCGCUCUGACAAGGAGGACUACGAGGAGGAGGAGGAGGAGGAGCUCGAGGAGGAGCUCGAGGAAGAAGUUGAGGAGGACGAGGUUGAGGAGGACGAGGAGUCGAACAUGGAGGAGGCAGAGAAGCUGGGGUACACCAGUGAGGCCGCAGACGGAGAGGAGAACGGUGUCGAGGGUAUGGCAUUAACCUUCACCAGGGAUAACUUGGCGCCUCGUCGACCGACUUCGUGGAAGAAACUGACGGAGGAGCAGCGCGCGGCUCUUGAGGCGUUCUUCGCGGCACAGGAGAAGAAGCGCGAUGAGCAAAUCACGGCGCUGCGAAAGUCGGUGGAGGCGCACCUGGCGCAACUGCAGCCGCUCACCAAGACGCCGUACCAUCGCUCUCGUGAGCAAUUCUCAAACCUGCCGUACACCACGAUGGGCUGUGUGCGUGGCGGAUCGGCGGUUGUGUCGCUAGCGCCCUCCUCACUGGUGCCAGGGUGCGACAAGGUCUACGUCACCCAGGCUAACUCGAUCGCUGCUGUUGCUGUGCAGUUUGGUGUGACAAAUCUGUGA